This is a messenger RNA of Diatraea saccharalis (sugarcane borer), 860 nucleotides long. Lineage: Eukaryota; Metazoa; Arthropoda; Insecta; Lepidoptera; Crambidae. The record is from the annotation of a GenBank genome assembly.
CUCUAUUCAGUAUCUUAUAUUUUGUAAUAUUUCUUGGUAUAUAUGAUUAUCUUAUUAAUUCUAAUUUAUUCUAAUGUAAAAUUUUAUGCAAAAUGAAAUUAUUUUUCGAAAAACCUAAUCAACACAUUAAAAUAUAAUUAAUAUUCCUAGUGUUCCUAGUUACAUAAAAAUCCAUCAAAGUUAACUUUGUUAACACAAAUUAUUAUUAUUUUCAUAGACAUUAUGCCUCUCAGUGGCGCCGAAAAAACUAGAAGAUAUAGAGAAAAGCUUAAAAGGGACCGCCCUGAAGAAUAUGCUGCUCAAUGUCAGAUAAAUUUACAAAAAAUAAAAACAAAGAAAAAAAAGAUUUCAGAAAUGUCUUUAGAAGAAGCAAAAGCACAAAGACAGACAUGGCGAGAAAAAAAAGAAAUAGUAAAACUCGAAACAAAAAAUGUAAAAACGGUACAAACGGUUUGAUCAAAAAUUUAAAGACUCGAAAUGAAACCUAUAAAAAACGAAAUCAGCGCAUUACAAAAAGAUAUAUAGAAAAGAUUGCAGAGUUAGAGAAUAUUAAUAAAAAAAUGAAGACGAGAGAGGAGAUUCUUGAAUGUACAUUAAAACGAACUUAUAAAAAUAGCAGAACUCACAAGGAAAAGAAAAUAUUACGUCAACUGGUGCAUAAUGCCGAAAAUAAAACCUAUGUUUCAAAUAAGCUGGGCUUAAUUUGUAAACCUAAGGAAAACAAAAAAAUAUUUAAGCGUCCGAAUAUACCGGAAAUUACAAAUUUUUAUUUAAGAGGUGACGAAAGUCGCAAUACAGCUGGACGAAAGGAAACUAGGACAAGAAAAAAAAUAAAAAAAACAAAUAAGAUACCUAUCUGA